This is a messenger RNA of Physcomitrium patens, 2035 nucleotides long. RefSeq lists its product as uncharacterized. Gene Ontology annotation, cellular component: mitochondrion. Gene Ontology annotation, molecular function: calcium ion binding. NCBI's taxonomy places the organism in Eukaryota, Viridiplantae, Streptophyta, Bryopsida, Funariales, Funariaceae. The record is from RefSeq and is a predicted model, not a curated record.
GCAUCGUCACUGAUUCCGCAAAUCGUUAUUCACGUGUUCUGGACGUGCACGCAAUGCCGUGUUCCUUCUGUAGCUCAAGAAAGAGAACCUUUCAAGUGUUUGUAUGAUGGAAGAACCAUGAUGCCUGAGGAGCACUUUACUGAAAUGCUUGGAGUCUGUAAGUGGAGCCUCUGAAAUAGGCUGGAGGAAUAGUUUCCUGCUUCGUUUUGUUUUUUGGUUUGCGUGUCUGUUUCUCUCUACUUAGUCAGAUAACCUGGAAAGGGCAAGCUCACUUAGGUGGAGCGCAAACUGCAUGGGAGAUAGGCUCUGCUGAAAGAGCCACCGGAAUAAGUCCAGCGAAAUACCUUUUGAAUGCUAGCACUUGCUUAAAGAGGAACUGGCGGAAGGGAGAGAUUAUAUCCCUAACGAUGCGAGCUGGAUUGGGUGCAGCAGACCCAAGGCUUCGUGUAUCACUUGCGCAAGGCUGUAAAGAUAGUUGACUUACUCGGCGGCAUCGAUAUUUUUUUUCCAGUUUGUUUAAUGUCCCUACGCGGUCGAGAUGGCGAUUGUAGCACUGUUUUAGUCGGAUUCUUCCAAAGUGAGUCUUAGAUCAUGCGCCAUCAAGGAGAGGUUACUGGGGAGGAAUAUGGACAGGUGUAAUUCUCCAAUCUGAAGUAUCAUCUAUCGGUCCAUUUGUUACGCUUGCAAUUUGGGGAGGAAUCAAGAAUAGGCUAUGGCGUCGCGUUGCAUUUUGCUUUUGCCAUUAGGCAAGCAGUUGCCAUCUGGCAGUUUCCAUGUGGAGAAGGAUGUGCGAUACAACGUACGUCAGCCAUGCCAUCGGCUUCGGUUUCGACAACAAGGAACACAAACAUAUCAAAUCAAUCAGAGUCUGACAGACGUGACAAUCUAUCAAUCACCUUUGACAUCAAGAUUUAUCUUCUCUAAGAACCUUAAAGGCAAAGUUACAGGUGCGGUGAAUGGAGAUAGAUUUCAUCGGCAUAGCAUCAUAUGCUGUAGUGGAGGAAAUGAAGGAAUUGGGCACGAGAGCAUCAACAUUGAAGAUGUGACUCAUCAGAUGCGAUUAUUGCUAGAAACUGAAAGUCCAUCGGCAACGACAGCAGCAAGUUCUUUAGUCAACUCCAUGACCCCGACAGCUCGUUCUGUCCUUAUUUCCGCUCUCUUCCCUGCUACUCAGGAAUCAGUGGACCAUUUUCAGCAGGCAGAUACAAAUGCAGACGGGAUGGUGGACGCUACUGAAUUUGCUAAUUUUGUUGAAACGCAAACUCAUUUAUUUGAAGAGUCAAACAAGCCCUUAACGUCCAAACAACUCUAUCAUUUGGGGACCCGCGCUGCAAUUGGAAUGGUCGGUUUCGGGUUUACAGACAAUGCUAUCAUGAUUCUUGCUGGAGACCUAAUUCAAAAUUCUAUCGGGAUCACACUUGGCCUUUCUUCACUCAUGUCUGCAGGUUUGGGAAAUGCAGUUGCGGACUUCAUAGGAACAGCAUUUCGAGGAUACAUAGAACGUUUAAGUAGCAAAUUUAUGCCAGAUGUGAAAAUCUCCACUCGUCAGAUGCAGUCCAAGGAGGCAUGGUGGGCUGAGACUGUGGGUGCAUCUGCAGGUGUCACUGUGGGAUGCCUACUGGGAUUAGCUCCAUUGAUAUUCCUCCAGCGGACUGAUGGAGGAACAACUUCUGGGUCCACGGUGAUUGCUUUGGCAGGCAAGGAUGUGAGAGGCAACCUUUCACAACCAGAAGAUGCCGCUGUAGUUUGUUCAAAACCUGAAGCUGUUGAAAGGGGCGGAGAGACCGUGUUUGCUACCAUAUCUACAGUUGCAACUCCUAAAUUUCAAGGGCUUGGACUGGCACAAAAUUUGGGUGGUACAGUGAUCAUUCUAAGUCUCACGGUUGCAAUGGCUGUAAAGAGAGUACAAAAGUUCAUGAAGAAUCGUAAGUCGGAGCAAUAAGAUUUCACUUCACUGACAAAUGUAUUUUGCAAUUAAUUUGGGACUUUCAUAUAUUUUAAUGUGAAUUGUAAUAAAGUAUUAUUCUUCUUCAAA